Oncorhynchus kisutch (coho salmon) is the source of this 1606-nucleotide messenger RNA. It is a transcript of the gene myct1a, whose product is annotated as myc target 1a. The transcript has 2 exons. Gene Ontology annotation, cellular component: nucleoplasm. The coding region runs from base 480 to 1085 and encodes 201 amino acids. The record is from RefSeq and is a predicted model, not a curated record. NCBI's taxonomy places the organism in Eukaryota, Metazoa, Chordata, Actinopteri, Salmoniformes, Salmonidae.
CCCUCCAGGAGGAACUCUGUCCAGGACAGAUAAGAGAGCCCCAUUCCUAAUUUUACGCAGAAUAGCAGGAAAUGUGACAGUGAAGUUUUCCGCUACCACAAACAAGAGAGCAGCCAGCCCAGUUUUGGAGGGAAUCCUGUGUGGCUGAGUUCCUCUGGGCUGACCUCUCUCACUCUGAGAGAGAGAGAGAGAGAGAGAGAGAGAGAGAGAGAGAGAGAGAGAGAGAGAGAGAGAGAGAGAGAGAGAGGGAAAGCGACGCAAAGUGAGAAAGUGAGGGAAGAAAGAAAAGAAGCAGGGAAAGGGAAGGAGGGAGAGAGAAGGAAGGGAUAGAGAGAGACAGACAGAGAGUGAGUGAUAGAAGAGGAAGAGUGAAGGAGGGAUAGGCAGGAGGAAGAAAGAGAGAGACGUGAGGAAGCCAAGGAGAGCUACUGGAUGCAUAACAUUCUCUCCUCUUCUUCUCUGACAGUGCAGAGAAAGUUAUGGCCGAAAACAACACCAAUCUCUUUCUGGAAAUACUUCAGUCAUUUGAUGUUGUCUCCCUGAUCAUAGCUUUCUGUGUGUCCAUUGCGGUGGGAAUCCUAUUGGGGGUGCUGGUCUAUGUUGUCCUGACCUGGAUGUCCCGUCGCAGGGCCGGCUCGGGCAGUAUCACCCGCCGGCCACCUCGCCCGUCCCGCACCUCCCCGCGCACCCGGCCUGGCUUCAAUCGCAACAGCAGCUACGACCGGCGGAGCAACAACAGCCUGGUUAGCGCUGCCUUCAGCUUCCACCGCCAGGCAUCCUCCCCAGACCAGGCUGACCCUUUGGGUCGCAAACCCAGCUUCAGGGCGUCCACCUUUCACCCACUUCUCCAGUGCAGCCAGAUCGCCCGGGAAGCUGAGGAGGGGAGCCAGACCACGUUGCCUCGCACUCCAACCCUGACCACUUCAGCUGGGUCAGCCCACCAAACCGCAGCCCAGGCUGCUGCCACCCCACCCAGGCCCGAGUUGUUCUGGAGCAGUAGUAGUCUGAGGGGGUUCCAUGCCACACAGACCCCACCUCCUGCUUAUGAGAGCAUUAUAAGGGCCUACCAGGAGACCUGCACCUGAGGAGGGGAUGAAUGUGUCCAUCCUGAUAGUGGACUGACUGAGCCUAGGGUUGUCAAUGGGAUUUUAGAACAACUGGAUAUGUUUGACUUGAGGGGAAAAUAAAUAGCCCUAAUGCUAAUAUAUGUUUCUAUGUGUGUGUGUGUGUGUGUGUGUGUGUGUGUGUCCCUGGUGAGCAAGAAAGAGAUGUUUAUUUUCAGAUGAGACAGAGUAUUUGUUGUACAUGUGUGAAUGUGUGUGUGUCUAAUGAGAUUUAUAAGAUUGAGAACUCAUGUUGAUUUCCAUCAUGUACCAACCCAAUCCACCCAUGUAACUGGACUACUUUCUAUUUGUGAGCUUGGACAUGCAAAACUAUAUCGAUAAACAAUGUUUGCAUGAUCCAAUGAGGGUUCCUCUCCAAGGUAAUCUGCAAAAUGUGUGUAUGAUUGUCAUGGAUCUGAUUUAUAAAAUGGUCACUGUUUUGGUUGGAAUUUACUGGACACAGAUCAUAACUUAACACAAUAAAAUGCUGAAAGAAAUGGUAA